Messenger RNA from Sinocyclocheilus grahami, 2063 nucleotides. RefSeq names its product protein SPT2 homolog. The transcript is spliced from 4 exons. Lineage: Eukaryota; Metazoa; Chordata; Actinopteri; Cypriniformes; Cyprinidae. The record is from RefSeq and is a predicted model, not a curated record. Gene Ontology annotation, molecular function: histone binding; DNA binding. Gene Ontology annotation, biological process: nucleosome assembly; transcription by RNA polymerase I. Bases 77 to 1693 code for a protein of 538 amino acids. Gene Ontology annotation, cellular component: nucleolus.
AAUACAGAGUAAGAAAGCAAAAGAGGAACUGUUGGCCAAAAGAGUGGAGCUGAAAUCAGACAGGAAGGCAAGAGCAAUGGCUUCACGAACCAAGGACAAUUUCAGAGGUUACAACGGUAUCCCUGUCAUAGACCAGCCCAAAAAGAGGAGCUCGAAGGGGGAUACAACGGAAGAGCAGCAAAGCUUGAACUCGUAUGAUGAUGAUGAUGGUGAUUACUACUGUGAGGGAACAGAUUCUGAAUCUGAAGAACAAAUCAUGCCUGUCAAGCCUCAGUUUCGGGCUGAGUCUUCCAACAAAGUUGACAGCAAACCGAAAAAAAACAGUGCUCCAGUAAGGCCCCCACCAGCAUCAAUGAACUUUGCAGACCUACUAAAACUUGCGGAAAAGAAGCAGUUUGAACCUGUUGAAGUGAAGGUAGUGAAGAAGACCGAAGAGAGGCUUAGAACAGCAGAGGAGAUUCGGGAAAUCGAAAUGGAGCGCAGAGUUAAGAAUCAGGAUAGAGGAAAGGACGCCAAACCAGACAAGAUUUCAAGACACAAAUCCAGCUCAAAUUCACAAAAGAAAAGUGGAGACCGAGAUGGCAAAAAUGAGAAAUUGCACAAGCCAUCAGGAGAAAAGUACCAGUCAAGUAGUACCAGCAAAAAGCCAAAGCUUCAAGCAUUCAGUGAAAGAACUCCAAUUUCUGCCAAACUGCAUGGAGACAGAAAUUCAGGCUCCUCAGGUUCCUUAAAUGGUAAAGCUGCCAUGAAGAAUGGUGCAUCGUUUCAAUCGAAACGAGCACCAUCCAGACCCUCACAAGGCCAAAAGCCCACAACCUCAAGUGACCUUAUCCCAAAGAAGGGGAAUAUCUCAGUACCUCAGGGGAAAUCAAGUAUUUCAGGAAGUCGCACUGGAGUUGCUCCUGGUGCAACUAAACCAGGUCAAGAACCACACAAAAACUCUGGGCAAGGUAGACCUAGUAACUUCGACAGGGGUGGGCAACCUCCGAAACAAGCAAAACCAGGACAUUCAUCACGGCCUGAGGGCAACGGACUUGUACGACCUUCUUCUGGUGACCCCUCAAAGCAACCAAGACCAGGUGGUAGUUUGCAAGCUCGGCUGGUUCCUGGAAGCUCCAAGGCCUCUAUAAAUGGACCAAGCAGGAUGGGAGGUGGUAUUUCUGGGAGACCGUUAAAUGGCAUGGGCUCUGGCCCUGGAAGACCUCAGUGCACUGUUAUUUCAGAGACUAUUUCAUCAAAGAACUUUGCACCAAAACCUGGGAUGGUUCCAAGACCUCUGGGCCCUCAAGGCCCCAAGACAGUGGUUGGACCCUCAGGCCACAGAAUCCUGGUUAGACCUCCUGGUAAGGGUUGUGGACCAGCGUUGCCCCCCAUAACAUCCAAUUAUAAACGGAAGUAUGAGGAUGAGGAAGAUUUCGACUCUGAGAUGGACGACUUCAUCGACGAUGAAGGACAAGACCAAGAUGAAAUUUCAAAACAUAUCAGGGAAAUCUUUGGCUAUGACAAGUCCAAAUAUAAAGAUGAAAGUGACUAUGCAUUGAAGUUUAUGGAGAGCAGCUGGAAGGAACAGCAGAAAGAGGAAGCGAGGAGUUUACGCCUGGGCAUCAAGGAGGAUGAAGAGGACAUGCGUAUGGAGGAGGAGGAGGAGAUGAAAAAAAAACUAGCAAUGAAAGCAAAGCGGAAAAAGAUUUAGUUUAGCAUGCUUGGCUUUGAUCUCGUCUUAUUUUGUUUGGGAGGAACCGAGUGGAAUGGAAAUGCUUUCCUAGUGCCGCUGAUGUUGUUACACUAUUUAUUUGAAUGCCCAAGCCAUGGGAGCAGGUUUGCACUAUCAAGAGCCCAUCUAAGAAUCACAAUAGCAUUUUUUUGUAUCCGUAGAAACCAUGAAAGUAUAUCGAUGUGGAAGCCUUACAUCUCAAGCACCAACUUCCAGAUUGGACCUGAUUUAGGGAGAGUUAUUUUAUUACUUGUACUAUUUAAUUGGUGAAAAAAGACAGAAGACUGCCAUUUUUCCAAUGUAUUUUUUUGUUAAAGGGAUUUGACAGAUUCUGUUGUCCUGUCAUUUG